Poecilia reticulata (guppy) is the source of this 747-nucleotide messenger RNA. It is a transcript of the gene bcas2, whose product is annotated as BCAS2 pre-mRNA processing factor. Gene Ontology annotation, cellular component: Prp19 complex; precatalytic spliceosome; catalytic step 2 spliceosome. The record is from RefSeq and is a predicted model, not a curated record. Lineage: Eukaryota; Metazoa; Chordata; Actinopteri; Cyprinodontiformes; Poeciliidae. Gene Ontology annotation, biological process: mRNA processing.
GGAUGUAAAUAUUCUCUUCCGGAAAAGCUUAUAGUUGGACUUACCUAGUCCGUUUAGCGUUUAAAAGAAGUGAACCUUCAAAUAAAACGAUAAUUAAACAAAUUGAAAAUGGCCGGAACGGCUUCAGUAGCAGGUGAAGUUUUUGUGGACGCUUUGCCGUACUUUGACCAGGGUUACGAUGCUCCAGGUGUUAGAGAAGCGGCUGCGGCGCUGGUKGAGGAAGAGACAAGAAGAUACCGGCCUACGAAGAACUACCUGAGCUACCUGCCUACGCCCGACUUCUCAACUUUUGAGACAGAAAUUAUGAGGAACGAAUUUGAACGGUUAGCAGCUCGGCAGCCCAUGGAGCUCCUGAGCAUGAAGAGAUAUGAGCUUCCGGCGCCCACGUCAGGACAGAAGAACGACAUAACGGCGUGGCAGGAGUGUGUGAACAACUCUAUGGCCCAGUUGGAGCACCAGGCAGUCCGGAUCGAGAACCUGGAGCUCAUGUCGCAGUACGGAACCAACGCAUGGAAAGUCUACAACGGCAACUUGGCCUUCAUGAUUGAGAUGGCUCAGAAAGAGCUUCACAAGUUCAGGAAGCAAAUUCAAGAUUUGAACUGGCAGCGYAAGAACGACCAGUUGGCAGCUGGAGCCAAACUACGCGAGCUAGAGUCCAACUGGGUGUCACUGGUCAGUAAGAACUACGAAAUCGAGCGGGCCAUCGUUCAGUUGGAGAACGAAGUCGGUCAGCUCCGACAGCAGCAG